Messenger RNA from Aspergillus puulaauensis, 324 nucleotides. RefSeq lists its product as uncharacterized. Bases 1 to 324 code for a protein of 107 amino acids. The record is from RefSeq and is a predicted model, not a curated record. The transcript has a single exon. NCBI's taxonomy places the organism in Eukaryota, Fungi, Ascomycota, Eurotiomycetes, Eurotiales, Aspergillaceae.
AUGGAUUGGUUGCUGCUGGUGUUGCUUGGCCAUUUUUUCCUUCCCCCUAAACGCCCUCGGAACUGGCAGAGAACGCCCGCGAUGCAGACGGAUGAGAACGGAAAGGCACUGUGCGGUUCGGAAUCAGGAUCGAGAACUGGCCUUGGUUCGAGUCAUCUGGUGCCUGCGACCCCAACAGGAAUCUUGCCGCCAUGGGGCUGGCUGCAUGGGCCGACAGUGGCACCGAAGCAGGAGCAAAAACAGGACCCCGGGCGUCAAGUCGAGUCGUACGGAGUCACGGACAUGGAGGGCAGGCUGAGAGAGAUGGGAUUGAUGGAUGCGUAA